UUGUGACAGGCAAUCGUAAUCGUAUAGGCAUGGUAUACAUACAUGGUAUAUAUACAUGGUAGACGAACAAUUCGCUGUCGUAAAACGCUCCGUCUCCACCUCCCACCAAUGAGAAACUUUUGGUACCCCUUGCGGCCUUGCCUACUUUUCCUCAAUAUGCACCCACUCUACUAACCCACCCUGGUCUUAACCUGUCUUAACAAACACGCUUUUCUUUAGAGUGUAACCUGUAAGAUUAAUUUGUACCGGUUUUAGUGAAAAAUUCUUUAAUGUGUUUCAACUCCCCUUCAAAAAGUUCAAAAUUUCGUUAUAUCGAUAGUUUUCCAGAGUGAAAUUUAAUCUUAUUUACGAAUACAGAGUUUAUUCAAUAGCUCGGUAGCUUUCUUUGAGAUCAACAAGCAGGAAGGAUCUGAAAAAUAACAAACAUGCUUCCUUGUUUGAUUUGUCGAAUCUCGGGAAGCGGUCUUCUGCUACCAGUGAAUUAUGUGACCAAAAUUCAUGAUGCUCCAGUGCAGGUAUUGAUCGCAGCUGUGAGUGGGAAAUCCUUUUGCUCGGAUAAACUGGAUAACGAUCUACCAUAUAAUUGUUGUAAAAGAUGCAUUAACCGCUUGGUGAAGGCCUUCACAAUUCAGAAACAAAUACGUAAUCCUAAAGGAUGGAAACCAUUUUGUCCGCUGACGGAGAACCCGGACGAAGGCAUUGAUAAAUGUCGCAUUUGUGGAACGCUAGAGGCUUGCGAAUUUAUUUCUCUGGACUACAACCUGAACGACUGGAACAUGGAAUUCAGUUGUAUGAUGGCCAAUUUUGCUCAAACAGAUCCUCCUUCACAACACGAAGGCUGCAGUUGGCACAUCUGCAACGUGUGUGCCGUAGAUCUCAACGAAGCUUACGGGUUGAAAAAGCAACUUUCGGAGGCUAUGGAAAUUUUUCAGGAACAGAUUGAUAAUCAUCCCUGGCAGGGCAUGGAAACUGACAAACGGAGCGAAUCACCUCAUUUGAUUGUAGAUUUAGAGGCUACAUUAAUUAGCGGUGAUUUAGGAUACAUUUGCUCUGUUUGCUACCUAAAGAUAGACAUAAGUGCCCUUUCAGAGAAAUGUGAUGGUUGUUUGUUAAACUUCGGGAACUUUUCAGAAAUUCAAAGGCAGACCCAGUUAAAGAAAGUUCGUAGAACAAAAUGGACAAAAUUGUUGGAGUUGAAUGAAUCAAAGAUGAAAGCCAGUGCGGAAAAUAAAACACAGCUAUUUGACGAAAUGGAUACCGUUUCGCACAACUCGGAAGAAGUUUCAAAAGAAAUACUCGUCCAAUUAGAAUCCGCUGGAAAGCCACAGCAUUCACUGACCUAUUACAAAGACUGUUAUACACACGAAUUGGCAACGGUGUACUUCUGCUGCAUUUGCGCGAAACGGUUCCUUACUUCUGCAUCCUUGCGAAUGCAUAUGCACAAGAGCCAUCGGAAAAAGCUGGACGAAAGUAUCACUGACAAAUGUCAUUUCUGUACUGCACCGCUCCAAAAUGGAACCACCAGUUGGAAUCACGUUGUAAGAGAACAAACUGUGUACGCUUGCAAGACAGAUAACUGUAAUUUUAUGGCACUAAGAGCAUUCGAUAUGAACAUGCACCUCUCAGAUGGAGUACACAAAGGGAUGCCAGCGGAGGAAUCAUUCGAGAACGUCGUAGAGGAAUAUCGAACUGCGUCAACCAAAAUAUUCAAAUGCUGCGUAACCAAUUGUAUUGAUCGAUUCUAUAGGAAAAAUGAUCUCGAAAUGCAUUAUACAAUGAGCCAUUUCCCGAUCUUACCACGAGAAGGUAUUUGGUGUAAUUACUGUGGUAAGAACUUCAACACACUAGAGGAAUUGAACGGACAUAACGUUUGCAUUACUUCGAGCUACGCCUGUGCAUUGAAGUAUUGCGCAUUUAAAACAAACUCUGAAGAAAUCAUGCUUGCACAUUUGAAAGAAAAUGUUCACAGUUCGAAACUGAGCGGAAGCGAUUACGACCCUAAAUAUUUCAGGGUGACAGGCGCACUUGACCUGUACACCGAUGUUGUUUACCUUGAAGGUGAGCGAUGCUGUGGAUGUAAUCGAUUUUUUAUGACCCAGGAAGAAUUGACGCAGCAUUGCGAAGAUGUUCAUAGAUCAAAAGAUCAUGCUGAAAUCGAAUGCAAAAUAUGCUUCAAGCAAUAUCCUUCAAUGAACUUGGUAGAAAUGCAUCGGUCGGCUGUUGCUGAUCGAACUUAUUACUAUUGCCGAAAAUGCACAACGCUCAAGCGGUCCUACCGUCUGGCGGUGGAACACAUUCUGAAGACCCAUGGUUUGGAUACUGUCCAACCAUUUACCAGCAACGAGCUCUACGAAGUUUAUUCGGAAAACCGCUGGGUGUGCUGUAACUGUAUGAACUGUUUUGAUGAUGAAACUCAGUUGAAUGAGCACUGCCAGAGAAUGCAUACCAGCAUUCGAGUGAAGAACAACGAAUUAAGUUGCGACUUGUGUAAGAGGAGUUACGAGAACGAGGAAGCUUUGGUCAGACACAGAAAGUACUUCACCCAAGAACAAGCAUACCGGUGUUCGACCCCUUAUUGCAAAUUUAAAACGAAAGAUCUUUUAGAAAUACAACUGCACGUUAGCUCAGACGAUCUGGAUCCGGUGCAUAUCGAUGAACUGCAGGUUUUCUUUGCGAAAAGCCGCAGACCCGGCCGUGCUCGCUGCUGCCUACGAACCUGUCAACAGCAAUUUGAUUCGUAUGAAGAUCUUUUGGAGCAUGCUGGCGUAGAGCAUAAUAACAUUCAACAGGCCAACAUUAUCACCUUGAAUGCUGAUGCGGCCGAACACUUUUGUUCCGUUUGCUUCAAAGGUUUCCUCAGUCAUGGAAAGAUGAAAAGACACGAAACGAUCAGUCACGCGGUUCCGUGCCAUAAAUGCGGCCGUACAUACCUAACGAAAACAUUGGAGAUGCAUUUGUUUAGUUGUUCCAUGAAUGACAUUAACGAAAUGGUAUGUGAAAUAUGCGCGAAAGUAUUACCUAAUGAAAAGCUGUUGCGAUUACAUCAGAAAGAGCAUUCCGCUGUCCCUGUUUCUAGGAAACCUAAAGUGCCCUGUGAAGUUUGUGGCAAAAGUGUCGUUAAGUAUGUUAUGGAAAAACAUAUGAACCAGCAUAUGAAUAUACGACAGUUCGCUUGCAAACUUUGUCCGAAAUCGUUUUACGAUCCCAUUGUGUUGAGAAAUCAUUUGACACAAACCCACUCGAACGAACGGAAAUUCGCAUGCCGCGAGGGCUGCGAUAUUAGGUACAAAUACCCGGGUGAUCGGGACAGGCACGAAAAAAUCGUGCAUCUUGGUGAAAAGCCCUGGGAAUGCGAAGUAUGCCAAAGUACGUUUAUCAGAGAGCGUGAUCUUCGGUUACACCAGCGUAAACAUACCGGCUUACGCAUGUAUCCCUGUUUUAAAUGCAAUGAGAGCUUUGACGCGAAAGCACAACUGAUGGAUCAUGUUUGUGCAGCUUCCGUGGAAAACUCAAGUUAGACUAUUACAUUACUUUGUGGUUUUAUGUGUAUGUUGUACGUAGAAUGUAUCAACUAUAAGAUGACUCAAGGUUUGAAGUUCAAA
This is a messenger RNA of Uranotaenia lowii, 3602 nucleotides long. RefSeq names its product zinc finger protein 62-like. Gene Ontology annotation, cellular component: chromosome; nucleus. Lineage: Eukaryota; Metazoa; Arthropoda; Insecta; Diptera; Culicidae. Gene Ontology annotation, molecular function: chromatin insulator sequence binding; zinc ion binding. The record is from RefSeq and is a predicted model, not a curated record. The coding region runs from base 426 to 3518 and encodes 1030 amino acids. Gene Ontology annotation, biological process: regulation of transcription by RNA polymerase II. The transcript is spliced from 9 exons.